GCCGUCGCUUAGCUUUUGGUUUUUUGAUCGAGGAAAGCGCCUUCUCUUCUCCUUGCUCAGUAAUCUUUCCUCUUGCUAUUUUUUUUCUGAUUCCCCAUCGCCUUGCCCAUCUCCUCCUCUUCCGGAAGAGACCCUCCUCCUCUCGGGAUUUGGAUCCCACCGCCUUGGCCCGGCCGGGGUGGCACGUCACCUCGCGGUGGGUUCUGGCCGCCGCAGGACUCGCGAUGUGUAAUCAACGCGCGCAUAUUAGCCCGUCUCUGGUUGGACGUCUCCGUGGCACGGCCCGGCGUCAGGGCGGGCCAGGGCAAGUAUAAACGGGAAAACGGGGCGGGUGCAGAAGGUGGCAGUACCGCUUCAUUUAUAAGCAGUGCGUUCUAAAGAACAUCAAGCUUUCAUCCCCCAUGCCCCCCCUCCUCGCCGACCCCUCCCCUCCAUCCGACCAACCAUCCGUUCGCAACGGCUGCGGGCCGGGAUGCCCUCACCUCUCUCCUCCAGUCCCGUCCCAUGCUGCAACCACGUUCGGGCGAAUCUACAUAAUGGCCCCCGCCGUCCAUCGCCUUCCGUCGCCUUCCCGAUAUGGGAUGGCAGCUCCAUGUCCUUCGCGGCUGUAGUUGCUGCCAAGACCUGAAGCCAAGUCAAGAGUUUAUACCGGAUUUGUUGUCCAUUCUGUGAUGGUGGAGGGUUUGGAGCCCGAAGGCCGCCUUGGCCUGCUUUGGCAGUUCGCGCUGACGAGGACGGGACGGGGGCUCUCGCGGUCAUAAAUACGGCGGUCUCGGCCAGUUCGUGAUAUUGUUGUUGCAAGAGACCACCGCUCCCGGCUCUUCUCUUCAUCCUCCUUCUUUACCUCACAGAGAACUGAGCCAUCUUUGCCACUCCCUUUUUUUUUUCCCCGGCAUUCGACACAGUCUUCUCCCCACCAUGGCACCAAGCAAGAACACCUCCUUCGCCCUGGCGCUGACCAGCCUCCUGGCCCUCGCCGCCCCCGCCGCGGCCGCGAGCAGCAAGUUCUGCGAGGGCGGCAGCUGGACGGUCCUGGGCGUCAGUCAGGGCCCGCGGGACGGCCGGUUCGGGGGUGACAUCGACUACAAGUCGGCCGACGUCUUCAAGGUGCAGGGCAAGUUCCUCGAGUUCAAGGUCGACCCGGCCACGUUCGCCGUCUACGACUGGGCCUUUGUCGGCAAGGGCGACAACGUCGGCGACAUGACGGGCGGGCGCUACACGCCCGUCUGGGCCAGCCGCGUGCCCGACCACCGGGGCCUGAGCCUGACGUCGGCCAUCUCGGUCGAGCUUCGCGACGAGGUCCUCAAGCUCAGCCGGUCCGGCCCGGGCCUGUCCGUCUCCAUCAGCGCCAAGGACUGCGCCCAGGGCGGCAUCUUCCAGGCGGAGCCCGAGCGCGCCGACAACGCCAGCACCCGCUUCGUGCACACCCUGGCCCCCGGCGCCUUCCACUACGACAACCCGACCUUCCGCGCCGACCUGGGCAAGUACCUGGGCGGCGGGUGCGCGUCGGAGCAGACGGGACCCCCGGGGGACGCCUGCGUGCGCGUGAGCCCGCGCGUCAACAUCGGGCGCGACGACCGCGCCGCGUUGGUGCUGCGCGACAGCUCCCAGGUCGCGCGGCGGGUGGCGCAGCCCGGGUGCGGGCCCGACUUUGCAAACGCGCUGGGCCUGUCCGAGACCAAGGACUACUGCGGCGGCGUGGCCGUCUGGGACGUGGCCAGCGGCGGCCGUAUGGGCGCCGUCACGGGCGGGGACGCGACCGAGGUGGCCAACCCGCCCACCAACUGCCUGAGCGACUGCAAGGCCGAGAACCAGGUCCAGGGCAAGCUCGCCGUCCUGGGCUUCCCCGCGACGGUGCCCGAGGAGGUCAGGCUGACGUCGCGGACGAGCGAGUCCGGGCUCGACAAGCCGCUGGCUGUUUUUUGAAGGGAAGGGAGAGCUGUAAGUAAUGGAGGGCUGGUUAUCAGGGGGUGAUGGAGAGAUGGACGCAUGUUGGGAAUCUAACGUGACACGAUAUAGAAUGCUUAUGCCAAAAAAAAAAAAAAAAAAAAAAAGGUUGCAAAUCAAACACACCCCUUCCCCGCGCCUCCAGACCACCUCCCCGCGCACCACAAGCUUCUCCCCCAUCGGGAUCUUCCCCUUGGGCGGCGGCGUGUCCCCUACACGCCCACCAAACACCAGCUGCGCCGUCGCCUCCCAGCCCGGCCGCACGCCCCACCCCUCCUCCUUGGCGACGACCUCGCCGACCGCGCCGUUAAAGUGCUGCAGGUUCGCCCCGACCCCCUCGGCCGCCAGCGCCGCCCACACCGCCAGCUGCAGCAUGCCGCCCGACUCGGCCGCCCAGCGGGGGAACGACGCCGCGUGCGCCGGCACGUCGGCCGCCCACCUCCCCACCACCCCCCUGUCGACAAAAAACAGCACCGUCCCGGCCGCCGCGCGGUGCGCCGCCAGCUUCCCCGCCGCUGACGCCUCCCACUGCUCGGCCGGCACAACGGCCCGCCGCGCCGCCGCCACGGCGUCCCACAGCCGGUCGUGCUCGGCGCCGAGCAGCACCAGGGCGCGCCCGGGCUCCGAGUUGAAGGCGCUGGGUGUGGCCUGCAGCGCGUGCCGCACCAGCUGCGCGACGCGGCCCGCGGGGACGGGGAGGUGCUUGUCGAGGCCGUACCAGGUGCGCCGCGCGUCGAGGGCGCCGAACAGGCCCGAGGAUGCGUUUGCGGCAGCGGGGGCCGGUGUGGCGACGACGACGACGUCGACGUCGGGGUGUUUGAUGAGGGAGAGAAGAAGCGGCUGGGCGACGUCCCGAUACAGGCCCAGGAGGCCCAGGGUGGCGAGCGGGAGCAUCAGAGCCCAGACCCAGAGCGGCGGCCCUGACGACUUUGGAGGGGGCGACAUUUGAGCCUAUGCGGGACGAACUGUGUUUUUGGGGAGUGCGCAGCCGAGGGGGAAUAAAAUGCGAGAUUAUAGAAAGCCCAAGGUAAAAUGGCCAAGGUGCGUCUCAACAGAAUUUAUUUGCUUCCCCGAUUGGGAAAGUCGUCAAUGGCUCUGCGAUUUUGAUUGGUAAUCAAACCAACGUCAGGGCCGGGGUUGUUGUUCCUGGUUGACAGCACUGUGUCAUUCACGCAACAAGUCCAUGGCAAAAGGCCAAAUAUGAGAGAAUGGAUGGCUGUGGAGGACCGGCGCGGAGGCAUCUUAGUCCAAGAACAAAAGGCUGGCCCUGCAUAGCCAAGGGCAGCCCUAAGAGGGGGGGUGUAGGGAGCAGGCCCAAUACCCACCACAAGACAUCUUUUGUGUGGUGACGUGCACAGUCAUCACGCGCCGCCUUCAUGUCCUGCUUCACAACUGAUGUUUAUGCCGUGAUCCCGCCGGCAAAGAAGACUUCCGCUGUUGACACCAGGGCAAAUAAAUAUACAUGAAGCGCAUACCCCUAUCAGAAUUCCGGCCACAACGCGCGCGCUGCCAUCCACAAACAGCCCAUACCAGGUGCAGGAUAUGUGGUAACGAGCAGACAUACCGAGAAGGGAAUGAAGAAAAAAGUGAACAAAAACACAACGCGUGCCGGAGUCUCUAGCCUAUUUUUGUUCUAGUCCCGGAGCCCGACCACCGUCUUGUAAUGGGGUAGCAAAAGACCAUACCGUUUAUCAGAGAGGUGAGAGAGAACAAGGGGGGAAAAACAUGUACGCCUUGUACUCAUACUCAUACAGUCGUAGUCAUAUACACCAGCCAGGGAUACAAGUCUCCCGAGUCGCACAAGCCCCCAGAUAACAAAACCGAAAGGAAUAAAGUCGGAGCGAUGCCGUUUCCCGAGCAAAAAAGAGUAGAAAAAAUAACAAAAGGUCAUGCAGUAAAGGGAGACCCUCCGUUCAGUAAACAGCCCCAACCCAAUCUAGA
Gaeumannomyces tritici R3-111a-1 is the source of this 3888-nucleotide messenger RNA. RefSeq lists its product as hypothetical. The coding region runs from base 919 to 1926 and encodes 335 amino acids. The transcript has a single exon. Lineage: Eukaryota; Fungi; Ascomycota; Sordariomycetes; Magnaporthales; Magnaporthaceae. The record is from RefSeq and is a predicted model, not a curated record.